GUCGCUUUCUCGGCACCGCGACUUGGUCAGCAUCAGUGUUCUCGGGGUUUCGACAGCGUAUAGUGUGUUUGAAACGCUAAGUGCCUUUUUCCAGUUUUCUUCCCUCCUAAGCGAAAAACAAAAACACAAACACCAUGGACGCCAUCAAGAAGAAGAUGCAAGCGAUGAAGCUUGAGAAGGAUAAUGCCAUUGAUAAGGCAGAUACCUGCGAGAAUCAAGCCAAGGAUGCCAACUCCCGCGCCGACAAACUGAAUGAGGAGGUGCGCGACUUGGAGAAGAAAUUUGUGCAGGUUGAGGUCGAUUUGGUCACCGCCAAGGAGCAGCUGGAGAAGGCCAAUACCGAAUUGGAAGAGAAGGAGAAACUGUUGACCUCCACGGAAUCCGAGGUGGCCACCUUGAACCGCAAGGUCCAACAGAUUGAGGAAGAUUUGGAGAAAUCUGAGGAGCGCUCAACCACCGCACAACAGAAGCUGUUGGAGGCCACACAAUCGGCCGAUGAGAACAACCGCAUGUGCAAAGUAUUGGAGAAUCGUUCCCAGCAGGAUGAGGAGCGUAUGGAUCAGUUGACCAACCAACUGAAGGAAGCCCGCAUGCUCGCUGAGGACGCCGAUACCAAGUCCGAUGAAGUGUCCCGCAAGCUGGCCUUCGUUGAAGAUGAGCUGGAAGUGGCUGAGGAUCGUGUCCGCUCCGGUGAAUCCAAGAUCAUGGAGCUGGAGGAAGAACUGAAGGUUGUCGGCAACUCGCUGAAAUCUCUGGAAGUGUCCGAGGAGAAGGCCAACCAGCGCGUUGAGGAAUUCAAGCGCGAGAUGAAGACCUUGUCCAUCAGGUUGAAGGAAGCCGAACAGCGCGCCGAGCAAGCCGAGAAGCAAGUGAAGCGCCUGCAGAAGGAGGUCGACAGGCUAGAAGACGAGCUGGGCAUCAACAAGGACAGAUACAAGUCUCUGGCCGACGAGAUGGACUCCACGUUCGCCGAAUUGGCUGGCUAUUAAGCGGGGCACUGAGCGGAGCCUCUGGACCGGACGAAAGAAGAAGAGGAACUCAACUAAAUGUAAACGAUUAUCAUCUCAAUAUCAUAUUGCAAACCAAAACAAAUACCAAGAACAACAUCCAUUGUGUAUAUCUUUAAACCAAAUAUAUUUCUAAAUAAAUAAAUAACAACAACAAUAAGAUCUAUAGCAGCA
Drosophila novamexicana is the source of this 1181-nucleotide messenger RNA. It is a transcript of the gene Tm2, whose product is annotated as tropomyosin-2. Gene Ontology annotation, molecular function: actin filament binding. Gene Ontology annotation, cellular component: actin filament. Lineage: Eukaryota; Metazoa; Arthropoda; Insecta; Diptera; Drosophilidae. The transcript has 4 exons. The record is from RefSeq and is a predicted model, not a curated record. Gene Ontology annotation, biological process: muscle contraction; actin filament organization. The coding region runs from base 135 to 989 and encodes 284 amino acids.